Molecule: messenger RNA, 6101 nt
Organism: Drosophila subpulchrella
Lineage: Eukaryota; Metazoa; Arthropoda; Insecta; Diptera; Drosophilidae
Exons: 6
Coding region: 1-2976 (991 amino acids)
Cellular component (GO): membrane
Source: RefSeq, a predicted model, not a curated record
AUGUCCGGGAGGAACGCCAUCACAUUGGAUUACGCGCAGUUUUACUUUAGAGCGGUGCCAAUUAGUGGCCAACAGCAGCAACAACAGCAGCAGCAACAGCACCAGCAGCUCGUGCAGCAGCAAUUGCUAGCCCAGCAGCAGCAGCAACUGCAGAUCCAGCAGCUGCAGCAACAAUUGCUGCUGCAGCGACUCGAGCGCGAGUUGCAGCAGAGUUACUCGUGCCUGCGGCAACGUUGGCUCACCGGCUACGCAGCCCCCCACCAGCAGCAGCAGCAGAUCGCCCAGCAGCAGCAGCUCUUCGCGGCCCAGCAGUUGCAGCUGCAGCACCAGCAACUGCAACACCAACAGCAGCAGCAACAGCAACAGCAGCAGCAGCAGCAACAGUAUAGCUACUACUUCAGUCGCGGCAGCACCAACACCGAUCUGGGUCUGGGACUGGGCCUGGGCUUCGGUCUGGGCAGCGGCAACCUAGCCAGCUGGUACCAUCUGCCGUCCACAUCGGCGCACAUCUAUAUAGGAACUACCAGCAGCAGCGGAACAGCGGGCAGCACUCCCUAUCCGUAUCCGUACCGGAGCGUAGGCGCAUAUUCCGGAGGCGGUUAUCCGGCAGCGGCGCUAAUCAACUUCGAUGCCUCGCCAACGCCGCUGUUAGCCUCAGCGGGAACUUCGCCUGGUUACUUGCCCCCCUUGGCCGUUCCGGCUGCUUUGCCGCCACCACCGCCGGCGCCAAGUGUAGCCACCGACUAUUAUUUCAGCAGCCGGAGCACCCGGACCGUUCCACCACCGGUACCGCCCACUCCGGCGGCCGUUGCAGCGGCAGCAUCAGCGGUCUCCACCUCACCGUUCCGGGAGUACGGGAGCACAGCGGCGGCAGCGGCAGCGGCGGAGGAGCUGCAAGCUGGCUAUCGCUACAAGGCCACGCCCCGCAGGCGGUACGACGCCUACGACAACUACGGCUAUCUGCCGGGCUUUGCCAGCACCACUGAAGACGAGGAGGACCUGCUCGAGGAGUGCCUGCCGCAGGCCCUGCUCUCCACGGACUGCUCGAGUCUCGAGGAACUGCGCUUCUUCCACCUGCAGGAGGAGGAGGACGAGGACGAGGACGACGAGGAGGUGGCCACGCAGCUGGCGCACAUCCUUGACCUGCCGGACUUUCUGCAUCCCUACGGCGGCAGCGGCCGGGACAGCCUGCACAGCCACAAGACGCCGCCGCAACACGAGUACCAAACGGAGCACGGCUCAGCCGCAGCGGGAGGAGCAGGAUCAGCGGGAUCAGCAGUGGGCAGGGGUGGAUCCGAUCUGGGUGGCGGUGGUCAGUCGCAGCGUGUCCUCGAGGACCAGCGAUACCAGCCCUACCAAUACCAGCAGCAGCAACAACAGCAGCAGCAGCAACAGCAGCAGCAGCAUCAUCAUCAUCAACAGCAGCAACAGCGACAGCAGCAACAUCAGUCGCACUACCCGCAGCAACACCAGCAAUUCCAGCCGACGCAGCAGCAACUGCAGCAGCAGUCCUACCACUCCUACCAGUAUCCUUCGCAGGACAGCUGCGAGGGCUUCAAUCAGUUCGCUACCAACGCCGGCAGCUGCCUGGGCAACCAGAGAAUGAUGGUUAGCAAAUUGUGGAACAGCUGCUUCCCGGAGUUCACCCCGGACCAUGUGCACCGCCACAACUUUUACCUGUGCCAGUGGCAGCGCAACACGCAGGUGCGGAUCGUUUACCUGUUCUACCGCUGGAUAACGGCCAUCACCUGCCUGGCGGCCCUGGUCUGCUCCUUGCUGGACAUCGGGCGCACGGACGAGCACUUCGAGCACCACUAUGCCAAGUGGUGGAUCUACCUGACCCACUGGGGACUGCUCUUCUGCACGGUGCAGGCCUGGCUGGCCGCCUGGAUAGUCACCCAGGGAAUGAUGGUGGAGCGCGAGGACUUUGAGAUCGUGCGCCAGGCGAAGAAGAGCCGCCUGCACCACCUGUAUUGGGUGCUCUACACCUGUGCCACUGUCUAUGCCUUCAUUGUCACCAUGUGCUAUUGGCUCCUGGUCCACAAUCCCGAAAUCCACAAGAUCGAUGCGCUAAACAUAAUGGUCCAUGUGCUCAACACGAUUAUAAUGCUCAUCGAUUUGGCCAUAGUGGGUCACCCAAUAAAGAUGAGCCACGCCUACUUUACCACUGGCAUUGGCCUGGCCUACGCCAUAUUCACGGGAAUCUAUUUCUUGGCCGGCGGCACAGACAGGAAAAACCAAACUGCCAUCUACCCGAUGAUGGACUGGACCAAGCCGGGCAAGGCGAUUAUUGUGACGGCCUGCGCCAUAAUCUUUACGUUCUUCGUGCACUUCUGCUGCUACCUCCUCUACCGCGGACGUGUGUGGCUCUUCACCAAGCUGUGCAUCCGAGGACGGCACAACCGCGACGGGGAAAUGGGUGAGGGUCUCAACGAUGACUCCGGAUCCCGCAUGGGCGGCGGUGGGGGAGGUGCAGGCGGCGGUGGAGGAUCGGCAGGAGGCGGUGGAGCAGCUGGUGGCUCGGUGGCUGCCGCUGGCGCUGUGGGCAGCAGCCAGGACUACGCCCAUCAGCAGCAGUACCCCAUUGCCCACACGGAGCAGCCGCGGGCGGGCAGCCACCAACAGCAGCAGCAGCAGCCGCCGGGCAGUUACCAGCUGCCGCCGCAGUAUUCCGGAUAUCUCCAGCAGCCCGUGGUGGCCGGGGUCAAUGUGGGCGUGAUCAGUGCCGAGGGAGUGUACCAGCCCAUUGGCACGGACACCGGACGCACCAGUGGCGGAGGACAAGGCGGAGGAGGAGGCGAUGGCAAGCACAAAUCCUCCUCGGGAUCAACAGCUGGAGCAGGAGCAGGAUCAGGACCAGGUUCGGGAUCCGGUUCCGGAUCGGGCUCGGCCUUGACGCGCACCGUAGCCCACUUGGAGGCGUCGCAACGGGAGCAGUUCCUCAAUCCCAACAAGAUUGUCGAGUACAAGAUGUAAAGGCGUUGCACCCGGCACCGGUAUACGUUCCACUUGUCCAUGAAGUUUCUGGAGAAGCACUGUGCCCAGUGCGAGGCGACGCGGAGCGCCAUCUGCGAGGAGGAGCGCCACUUGGCAUGAGUGGCACAGUGGUUAGUUUUUAGAAUUGCUUUCGGGACUGGUCUAGUCCAGUUCUCGAAUACCUGCCAGGCCAAAUCGAUUGAUCGGGCUCAAAUCAGUAUUGCACUUGGUAUUGUGUUUUUGGCAAAGUAGUUUGUAACCGUAGUUUCGUAAUUUUGUAAAAGCUUUGCCAAUUUUUUAAAUGUGUAGACGCUUUUCCGUGUGCCGAAUGGCAUGCGAACAUAUAGCACGACAAAGGUCUAGAGAAUAUUAGAGAUGUUCCUUUAAGUGAGGGAUUACCGUUGAGUGUAUUCAGGACUCUUUUUGUUUAUGAGGGGUAAUCCUAUCGGCAAGUCGUUCCAAAGGUUUAAAACGUUUUAAUGGACUAAGUUGAACAUGAUAUUUGUAUUAAACAAAUCACCUAUUUUUUUGUUUGGAGCUCAGUUAUCUAAUUAUCGUCUUAAUAACGCGAUUGUGUUCAGAAAAAUUAACACACUAUCUGUCAACAGUUAAUUUCGGCCCAAAUUUAAAUCGAACAAAAGCUGGAGAAAAGAACAAACUGACAUACUGCCUACAAUGAUUUAAGUUAGGAACUUUUUUACAUAGCUAAUUUAACCAUUUAUCCACAGAAUUUAUAUAUAUCGGUGCAGGUGUGAAGCCAGCUCAUGCAUCAACAUCCGAGAGCAGUUGAUUUAAUUGAGAUAAUUCGGGAUCUUAUCGGGCUUUUGGAUUGCUGAGCAUGGGGAUAUGGCAAACUAAAUUGGCAAUUUUUUAAAGGAGCUUAAUGGAGCCGUAAAAGAAGUAGAGCAAACAACAUUAAUUUUAGGACAUGCUUGGCAUUGGUUUGCUUAGUAAUUAGUGAAUUGAUAACAUAAAAUACGUUUCUUUAAAUGAAUAUUUUCCCAGCAAGCUCAAUCGCUGCUAGAAACACUCUAAUAAACAUUAUUCUACAAAGCACGACGUAAUAUAUUACGAAUAACAAUAUCAGAAAUAAAUAUUUUAGCAUACGAUGUUGAAAAGUAUAUUGCAAAACGUUUUACUUUCGACUCGAAAACAAAAUAAGUACCGAAAUUCUUGUACCCUAAACACACUCUGAUGUUUUGCUUUUGUUGGUUUCUGCGACUUGAACAGCUACUUACCACAUACUGAAAACAGUGAUUAGAUUUAUAACCAAACGGAAACCUACAGAAAUAUGUAAAUAGUUGAUUUCGUUUAUGUUGAUCGAUUUCUAUCUAUAUUCAAAUGCAUAGCAAGGAUUCAGGAAUCUGUUGAAGAAAAUGUCAGAUCACGCGAAAAGGUAUAGCCAACUUGAAUAAACGUUCAGAAACAGCAAUGAAAGAUAAAACUAUAAAUCAAAUGCAUUGAAUAAAACUCGUCAAGAGGAAUGUGUUAGCAAGCUAAAGCAAAACAAAAGCAAAUAUAACAAAAUAUUUAAAUAAAUAUACAGAAACGAAUGCAGAGCAAAUAGCAUGCCCUAACUAUACUUACAUUAUUAAAUAUAUGUAAAGCAUAGCAAGGUAAAGUAAACAACCAUUAAUUUUUGAUAGAUUUACAUUAAUUGAACACUUUUUCCCAUACAAACAGAUCAUCCACAGCUAUUCAGGUAUUCUUAUUUCCACAUUAUUUGAACCCAGUUUCUUUUUAGAGGAAUUUUACCAGUUUUGGUUAACGAACUGCAAAAUGUGCAUCAUUUUUGUGUCAGUUUCGCACAUUUUCCCAAUUUGUUUUCCAAAAAUUUAGCAUAAAUGUAUAAAUGAAUGUUUAUAUAGACUGAAUAUUAUUAAAACAAAGAAAAAAUCUAAAAAAAACAUAAAACUAAAAUAACACAUGAAGGACACUGUUAAACCUUUUUGGAAUUGUAAAAAUAAAAAUCAAAAUGCAAUAUUUCAUAUUAGCCACAACAUAAAACAGUAAACACAUAUCAACAAUUAGACAAGAUCAUUCUUAAAAUAAAGAUAUUCAAAUAGACGAAAAUACAAAAGUUUCAAAUAAAACCAAUCAAAGUUGACCUCAUCAAGAACCACACAUAAGCAAUUAAAACUUGCAUAAAGAAAAAUGUAUAAAUGUUAAACAACCAUUAUAAAGUAUGUAUAUGCAGAAUAUAUUUAGCAGAGAAAAAUUCAAAUAUUAUAUUUUGUAGAUUUUUAGUAAAUUAGAAAGUGAACGAUUACGAAACCCAAUGUCAACACACAUGCAUAUGUCUACAAAAUAUGUAUCCAAUAUAUACAUCCCCCAUACCCUUGAAAAUGUAGCUCAGCUCUCUGUACCCAAGUUGAGAAUUAGAGUUGAAGUUGUUGAUUGAACAAAUGAGGAAAUGGAAAAGCUUUAAGAAACCCAAAUGAUUGGAUAAAACUUUUAUACACCGACAUAAAAGUUUAAUUAGGUUGCUCAAAUGAGUUCUUGGCAAGCAGUUGGCUCAACAGAUAGUACACGAAAGGCUCAACAGAAUUCAGUAUUAGCAAAGGCAAUUUGAAGCGAGUAUACAAAGUAAAUCAAAAUGUUAUUAACAAAGCACACCAAAAACAAAAGUUAAAAAACUGCAUGUGUUGACGAAGAAAUAAAAUUUCAAUGUUGUGAAAUUUUAACAAAGAAAAAACAGACAACCAAAUUGUUUACUUCAAAAGUAUUUCUGCGCAUUUAAUCGUAAAACAAUGCUUCAUCAUUUCAACCUAUAAUGAGUCGAAGUUUUGCUAAGCAAUUAAAAACAAAGUAACGAAACAAGAUUUCAAAAACCAAACAAGUAAGAAGGGAAAACCGAACAUAAUAAAUUGUUAGAAAAACCAUGAAAGUGUAAACGCUAAUGGGUGUCAUGCAUUUUAAAAGCAUAGCAAAAGCUAAACUAUUAUAUUACCAACAAAAAGAGAACACAAAAUUCAUUAACUUACUUACGUAAGUAUGUUUGUGUGUGCGUAAAUGCAUAAUAUAAAAUAUUAUUAAAAUUAUUAUGUAUUUCAAGCAAAGAAUUGUGAAUUAGUAAUAAACAGAAACAAAAUGUCAAGCAAAAUGGUAAAUAAAAAAUGUACAAU